AAUUAUGUUACAGUAAUCAAUUCGUGUUACUGUUCGAGUUUUACGUAUAAAAACAGCAAAUGGAUUCAUUUCAAGUGCUCGAAUGAAGCAGGAUCUUGUUCUCGGUGACUGUCUUAUAAUGGCUUCCUGAAAGAAACGAGUUUCGGGAAGCCAAAGACAGAAAAUGUAGAGAUUCUCCAACAAAAACUUCUACGUUUUAACGCUAAUUUCUUCUCUAUUACUUCCUGUACGUUACUGUGAUGCUGAAGGAAACGGCGAGUUUUCUUCUUGAUUCGUGUUUAUUCGAGUAAAUAUACGGUCUUUAAGCGGGCAAAUUUUCUAUGUUUUACUAAAGUGUGUUCUUAAACUAACAAAAUGGAGAACGAAAAAAAUGUGAAGGAGAACGAGAAAAGUUCCAAAAUAUCAUUCAGUAUCAUCGAGUUUCUGGGAUUAUUUCUGAUAUUGAUUGGGACUUUAAUAGCUAUAUUUUCGCCCCGUAUGGGCGAUAUUGAAAAUACUAUGGCAGCUUUGGGAUACAUCAUUAUCAUCUUGGGCAUUCUAGUUAUAUUUAUAGGCUGUAUAUUCAGUGUAUUCAGCGAUAGAAAGAAAAGUAAAGAGAAGGACGAAGAAGCUGCUGCCUCCGACAAUCCCGCAAACGUUGAUAUAUCAAAUUCUCCCUCUAACGAAGAUUUAUCACGUAUGAAUCAGUGUAACAUUGAAAUGCCCUUCGAGCAAUCUAAACUGGCUUUAUCAUCGCCAUCGACGUCAGAAGAUGGACACAGACUUUCUAUAGAUGAACCUCCCCCUUCUUACUACGAAGCAGUUGGAAUUUCGUCGUGAUUAGUCAACCAUUUUUUAUAUAAUUAAUUUUAUAUUCUUUUAUUCUGGAUAAAGGUGGAUUGAUAUAGUUUGAUUUUAAGAUAAAUAUCGUCCUGCUUUAAUUUAUGGUGCAAUAAAGUUUUGAAGUGGAACGUGUUGUGUGUCACGAACACUUUUUCAAUGUCCUGUACGUUUUCUAGCUUUAAUUCGUGUAAAACGUUUGUUUCGAGGAAUAUUUAUUACGCAAAAUUACCUUUUUGUAUGUACGAAUUAUAGUUUUAAGUGUGUUUAAUUAAUUAACAAUUUGUAAAUUUUUGUACGGUUUAUUUUUAUGCUUUACGAAACUAUUCAAUCUGCCUGUUAAUCAAGUUCCUAGCAGUUUUUAUAUACAGUCGAACCUCCGAUAACGUCCACCUGUAAACAGCGGCCAUUUUUUACGUGAUUUUGUAUGCACUUUUAUUAGAAUAACAAUAACAAUCAUAAUAAUAACUUGUAAACAACGGUCACGUCAGAGCAGGGGCUACUUUUUAUGUGUCCCCCUCGUUGGCCGUCGUUCACAGGUUUGACUGUAUAUUAAACGGAACUAAAACGUGUUUCUGGUGCUAAAUAGUCAUCAUUCUUUAAAUCGAAUUACUCAAUUUUUCUUUUAUUCGAAUGAAAACAAUCAGGUCAAGCAAUUAAAAUUUGCUUUGUUAUCACGAAUUAGAUCAAAUAUUGUUUAUACAUCCGAUAUUUCCUUACUUUGUAUUGACCCUUUUUCUUUAAAAAAGUAUAAAAAUGAUCAAAUUUUAUAUGCAAAAAUUCUUUUAAUAUUAAUCUGGUGUAUUUUAUGCAAAGGUUUGUACAUACAACUACCCCAGGACCAUUGUGAAACUUCAAUGACCCGAGUCAUUGCUCAAAAGUUUGACCCAAUUAGAUCAGACACCUCAGGGAUUUUAUGUUCGAAUAUACGUUUUGCUAUUGUAUAUGUGUACGUCUUUAUAUAAAUAAAUUAUGUACAAAUAAAUAAAUAUAAAAAAAGUGUGAAAAAUUGUUUAAACAACUCAAAAAGCUUUUAUU
Molecule: messenger RNA, 1857 nt
Organism: Centruroides sculpturatus (bark scorpion)
Lineage: Eukaryota; Metazoa; Arthropoda; Arachnida; Scorpiones; Buthidae
Exons: 2
Coding region: 355-819 (154 amino acids)
Source: RefSeq, a predicted model, not a curated record